AUGGACCCCAUAGAGAAGGCCAAUCCCAGCCCGGAGGCACCUCAUGCUCGACUCUCCGCUCGACAGCAGCUGGAAGAUCGCGCCCCAGAAACAACAGACUCCAGCCAGAUGCCACUUCGGGACUCCCAUCGCUUGCUCCUGGGGGCAGCUGCCCUCUUCUUGCUGGGGGGCUCCUUGGGCUCCUCAUCGCACUCUGUGAGGUUUCAUUAUGCGAUGUGGGAUUCUGCUGAAGAGCUACCCCAAUUCAUGGAUAAUGGGUACCUGGAUGACCAGAUCUUCAUACACUAUGAUAAGAAGAUAAGGCAGCCCAUGCCUUUAGUUCCAUGGAUGAAGAAGUUAGUGGAGGAUGAUCCUGAGUACUGGAACGUGCACACUCAGCGUUCUUCUGUCCUGGAGAAGAGACUGAGGCAAAAUGUGGCGAUGGUUCAGAAAUAUGGCAACCAGAGUGAGAAUUUUCUCACCUGGCAGGGAAUAUGUCUCUGUGAGCUGAGGGAGGACGGUCAGAAAGUGGGGAAUACCCGGUUGGGCUACAAUGGGAGAGACUUUAUGAGCUUCGACAAGGACACCCUCUCCUGGACUGUAACAGCCAAUGCUCCAGAGUUCAAGAGGAUGUGGGACACAUUUGAAGACAGUCCUCAGUAUCACAAGGAAUUCCUGGAAGGGGUAUGCAUUGAAUGGAUGAAGAAAUACCUAAAGUAUGCCAAGGAAUCUCUGCACAGGAGAGAGCCUCCAGUGGUGAAGGUGCUGCGAAAGAUGGACUCCAGUGGCCUGGAGACUCUCAUCUGCCGUGCCUACGGCUUCUACCCCAGGGAGAUCCAUGCAACCUGGAAAAAAGAUGGGGAAGUCUUGGAGCAGGAGCCCCUCCAUGGGGAUGUUGUCCCCAACUCAGAUGGGACCUACCACACCUGGACUGGCAUCAAUAUUGACCCCAAGCGCAGGGCCCACUACCAGUGCCAGGUGGAACAUGUUGGUUUUCCAGAGCCUCACCUCUUCGCCUGGAAGGAACCUGCUUCAGUGGGCCCCAUUGUGGGAGGCAUCCUGGGGGCUGUGGCUGCUGUUGUCCUGCUGGUGGCUGCGAUCAUCUUCUACAUCAAGAAGCAGCAGGGAGGCUACAAAACGACAUCAACUGAGUGAUCCUCCUCCUCCCUCUUUGAAGUGACCCUUCAGCACCAGAGAGGUUGUUGAGGGGCAGCGGUGGAGCGCUACAGGGAUGGGCAGACGGGCGGUCCCAGUACUUUUUCCCCUCCAGGGUCUCAGCAGGGCACUGGGCUUUCUACAUGGAGGAAGGGGUCCCCUUAAAUACAGUGUGUGUGUGUAAAUGAGCCUUUUCAGUUGUGGCCCCUCGGCUUUGGAAUGCCCUCCCUGAAGAGCUUCACCAUGCUCCCUCCCUCAGUGUUUUUAAAAAACAAUUGAAAACACUUCUUUAAAAAAGGCUUUUUAAUUUUUCAUCUCCGUUUAUAUCAGGUAGGUUCUUUAGUUUUUAUAGUUUUCAGUUUUUAGCUUUUAAAAUAACUUUUAAUUCAAAACUUUUAAAAAAAUGUAAUUUCAAAUGUGGUUUUAGCUUGAUCUUUUAACUUGUUUAACAUAAAUUUGGUUAACUUUAUUAGUUUUAUUUUACAUUGUAUCUUUAUAUUAAUGUUGUGAGCCACCCCAAGCAGUACUGUACUGGAGGGGCAGAGUAUAAUACUUCAAACAAACACACACAUGUUUGUAAAAUAGAUUAUUGAGAUUGAUAAAUAAUGCUUUGGGGGUUUGAAGUUGGAAAGAUUUUGUUUGGACAUGGCAGGUACCUGUGAUUUUUCUUCCUACUUCUCAUUGCUUUUGCUCUGACUACAUUAUUGUCUUUGAAAAUCCAACAAAAAUAAUUAUGAUUAUUGUUGUUGCUGAAAAAAUGUCUCAUUUUAAUUUUUUUUGUUUUUUAAAAAAACCCUUUUAGUGUGUGGGUUUGCAGACUAUAUCGUUCCAAAUGAAAUAAAAGCUCCUACAUUUUAUA
Messenger RNA from Hemicordylus capensis (graceful crag lizard), 1993 nucleotides. RefSeq names its product class I histocompatibility antigen, F10 alpha chain-like. The record is from RefSeq and is a predicted model, not a curated record. NCBI's taxonomy places the organism in Eukaryota, Metazoa, Chordata, Lepidosauria, Squamata, Cordylidae. Gene Ontology annotation, cellular component: external side of plasma membrane. Gene Ontology annotation, biological process: immune response. The transcript has 7 exons. The coding region runs from base 1 to 1134 and encodes 377 amino acids.